GCGGCGGCCGCGGCCCAGCCGGUGCCUCACGGACACCCGCCCCGGGGAGGCCGCCUGCUCCGCGCCGGAACUAAAUUGGAGGAAUCCAUCAUCGUUUUUGAUGUGAAGGCUUCAUCACUGACAUCUCUAUGUUCAUUUGUCAUCCUCCAGGAAAUAACACGGCUCAUCAGCUGCAAUAAGUACUUUGGGUGUACACUGACAUUUAUUUGGAAAAAACCAAAUUAAUUAACAAAAAACCCAACAGACAAAACCCGACAAACUUUUUGAAGACUUGUGUCAAAUGACGUCAAUGGCCAGUUUGUUCUCCUUUACUAGCCCAGCUGUAAAGCGUCUGUUGGGCUGGAAACAAGGAGAUGAAGAGGAAAAAUGGGCAGAAAAAGCUGUUGAUGCUUUGGUAAAAAAGCUGAAAAAGAAAAAAGGUGCUAUGGAAGAACUGGAGAAAGCCUUGAGCAGCCCAGGGCAGCCCAGCAAGUGUGUUACUAUCCCCCGCUCCUUGGAUGGACGGCUGCAGGUGUCUCACAGGAAGGGCCUUCCCCACGUCAUCUACUGCCGUGUGUGGCGCUGGCCGGAUCUGCAGAGCCACCACGAGCUGAAGCCCUUGGAUAUUUGUGAAUUUCCUUUUGGAUCCAAGCAAAAGGAAGUCUGCAUCAAUCCAUACCACUACAAGAGGGUGGAGAGCCCAGUUCUACCUCCAGUGUUAGUGCCUAGACAUAGUGAAUUCAACCCCCAGCACAGUCUGCUGGUUCAGUUCAGGAACCUGAGCCACAACGAGCCGCACAUGCCUCACAACGCGACGUUUCCGGACUCCUUCCAGCAGCCCAACAGCACUCCAUUCUCCAUCUCACCAAACAGCCCCUACCCCCCUUCUCCAGCCAGCAGCACUUACCCGAGCUCCCCAGCCAGCUCUGGGCCAUCCAGUCCCUUUCAGCUGCCAGCUGAUACUCCACCUCCUGCAUAUAUGCCCCCUGAUGAACAAAUGGGGCAGGAUAAUUCACAGUCUAUGGACACAAGCAAUACAAUGAUCCCUCAGAUCAUGCCAAAUAUAUCUACCAGAGAUGUUCAGCCCGUUGCCUAUGAAGAACCCAAACACUGGUGUUCCAUUGUGUAUUAUGAGUUAAAUAACCGUGUUGGGGAGGCUUUCCAUGCAUCUUCCACAAGUGUCUUAGUAGAUGGCUUUACAGAUCCCUCCAAUAACAAGAACAGGUUCUGCUUAGGUUUGCUCUCCAACGUUAAUCGCAACUCAACGAUCGAGAACACUCGGCGGCACAUUGGCAAAGGAGUUCAUCUCUACUAUGUUGGUGGAGAAGUCUAUGCUGAGUGUUUAAGUGAUAGCAGCAUAUUUGUACAGAGCAGGAACUGCAACUACCACCAUGGCUUUCAUCCAACAACUGUAUGCAAGAUUCCCAGUGGAUGCAGCCUGAAGAUUUUUAACAAUCAGGAGUUUGCUCAGCUUUUAGCUCAGUCUGUCAAUCAUGGAUUUGAAGCAGUCUAUGAGCUCACCAAAAUGUGCACCAUUCGAAUGAGUUUUGUAAAGGGCUGGGGAGCUGAAUAUCACCGGCAGGAUGUCACGAGCACCCCGUGCUGGAUAGAAAUUCAUCUUCAUGGGCCCCUCCAGUGGCUGGAUAAAGUACUUACACAAAUGGGUUCGCCUCUUAAUCCCAUCUCAUCUGUUUCAUAGUGCUGCAAUUCCACCUUCAGCCUUAUUUUUAGUGAACUUAUUCUAAUUCUAGAGAAACUUCCAGUGGAUACUGUGAGCUAUAUGGAGAAUGGAUCUUAUGAUUUAACUUUUUUUUUUUUUUUUUAGAUCCCUUUGUGACCAAUUCCAUUGUGUAUAGCUAAUCAGUUUUACAUUUCAAAUUGUUCUUGUGAUGCUUAAGUGACAGUUGAGCCCUAAGGGAAAAAAUAGUCUAUUGAAAAAUUCAGAACACUUUUCCCCUUCUUCCCCUUAAAACUUAAACAGACAAAUGUCUUAACUGGAAAACCUUUUUGUCCUGUAGGGACAAGAAUUAAUGAAGACUGACUUCAGAACAUAAAUACAUAUCAUAAUUUGGGAUUUUUUAAUGUGUUUUAAUGAAACUGUUUGAACAUGUGCAGCUCCAGCUUGCAAGCUGUAUUUUUAGCUUAGUGUUUUAACAUCUUAAGGUUGACAUCUCUCAUAAGCAAAAUUAGACUUUAUUAUGGCUAAUUUGCCUCAGAUUGAACAAUGUGAUUUUUUUUUUAAUGUACACAUGAAAUAUACUUUUUACAAAUAUUGGAGUGGUGUACAAACACUUGUAUUGUAUUUUCUAUUGGAAAAUGCUGUCAUAAACACAUUGUAUAUUAAUGCAGAAUAGCAGUUCUUAGCCUUUUCCCACUUUGGUUUUGUAAUAUCUCUUUUAACCACCAUUUAAAGUAGUAAUUGAUCCAAGGUAAACAUCCUGCACGGUUCUGGAGUAGUGAUUCUUGUUUUGCUUUGAUUUACACUCAUGCCGUUUGGAUUUGGUUGCCAAGGCUAUUUCUUUUUAGGUACCUUUCUCUAUUUUAACAUAAACACUACUAUUUGUAAAUGGCAGUGCUUACUACUUUUUGGAAGGAAUAAGUUUUUUGUUUUCUUUUUGGUGUUCUAGCUGUUUAUUUUACCUGUCUGGAAUUGAUCUGUGUUAGGCCUUUUUAGUCUCUCAGUAGACAUUAUGCAGUAUUAGUGAUUACACUGUAUUUAAUUCACUUUCAAGUAUGAGUUUGGGUUUCUUUGAAGACUGUGAGUGGCUUAGCAAAUGAGUAACUGAAUGCAGAAGCUUUUACUUCCAGAUCAUGUAAUUUAAUUCAGACCUCUUGGUAAUGACCAAAAGUAAUCACUUCUUUGUAGCCUGCAUAAAACUGUGCUCUUGAUCCUGUCCCUGAUGGCAGGGCUUCAAUCAGAAGACUUGUAGCUGUGGUUGGCAUCUUUAUGGGAUUGAAGGACUGUGUUAAUAUGACAAUGGAAUUUCUCUCUCACAUCUAAAGAAUCACAGAACGUUGAGGGUUGGAAGGGACCUUAAAGAUCUCCCAGUCCCAACCCCCCUCUCCAUGGGCAGGGACGCCUCCCACCAGACCAGGCUGCUCCAGCCUUUCUCCAACCUGGCUUUGAACACUGCCAGGGUUGGGGGCAUUCACAGCCUCUCUGUGCAGCCUGUGCCAGUGCCUUACCAGCCUCACAGUAAAGAAUUUCUUCUGUAUGUCUAAGCUAAAUUUGCCCUCUUUCAGUUUGGACCUGUUACUCCUUGUCCUGUCACUACAGUUGUAGACAAAGAGUCCCUCUCCAGCUGCCCUGUAGCCCCUUCAGAUGCUGGAAGGUUCCCAUGAGGUCUCCACUCAACCUUUCUUCUCCAGGCUGAACAGCCUCAACUUUUUCAGCCUCUCUCUUCAGGGGAAGGUGCUCUAGUCCUUUUACCAGAAUUGUGACCUCAGGACUUGCUCCAGGAG
This is a messenger RNA of Melozone crissalis (California towhee), 3441 nucleotides long. It is a transcript of the gene SMAD5, whose product is annotated as SMAD family member 5. Gene Ontology annotation, molecular function: RNA polymerase II cis-regulatory region sequence-specific DNA binding; I-SMAD binding; DNA-binding transcription factor activity, RNA polymerase II-specific. Gene Ontology annotation, cellular component: heteromeric SMAD protein complex. Gene Ontology annotation, biological process: regulation of transcription by RNA polymerase II; SMAD protein signal transduction; BMP signaling pathway. Lineage: Eukaryota; Metazoa; Chordata; Aves; Passeriformes; Passerellidae. The record is from RefSeq and is a predicted model, not a curated record. Bases 281 to 1678 code for a protein of 465 amino acids. The transcript is spliced from 7 exons.